Molecule: messenger RNA, 1770 nt
Organism: Olea europaea var. sylvestris
Lineage: Eukaryota; Viridiplantae; Streptophyta; Magnoliopsida; Lamiales; Oleaceae
Exons: 7
Coding region: 1-1770 (589 amino acids)
Molecular function (GO): zinc ion binding
Source: RefSeq, a predicted model, not a curated record
AUGUCGAAUCGUUCAGCACCGAAAGGAUUCACUGAACGUUCAUUAGAUGAAGCUGCUCAAAAGAUAUGGCAAAAGCGUGUGUCCCAAUCUGUUAUUUCGGGUGAAUACGAAGUUUUUGAUGGAGAGGAUAGUAAUGAAAAUGAUUUUUGGGAUACUGUUGAGAUUGCUCGGGAGGAUGAUGUGGUUAUUCCUGGGGCAGUUGCUACUCACCAUGAUGUCACUGUUACACGAAGGAUUUACGAGGAAGUUCAAGACAACGAGGAUGAAAGGCCAUUUACAAAUCAGGAUUUGAUUGGUUUAUCCAGACAGAGACAUGAGUCUGGUGGGAGCUCACAUGCUGGGCCGAGUACAUGGUCUUCUAAUUGUUCGCGUGUAGUUCUUAAUGAUGAAGAUUUACAUGUCGAUCAAUUGUUUGACACGAAAAGAGAUUUUUGGCGUUUGAGUGCGACAAAGAUGGACACAAAUGAGUUCUUUGUUGUUCGUAAGUAUGCGCGGGAACAUACUUGUGAAAUAAUGCACAAGUUUCAGGAUCCACGGACGAUUUACAGACCUACAGAUAUCAUCAACGACAUCCGUCGAGAGUAUGGGGUGGUUAUAAGUUACCAGAAGGCCUGGAAGGCUAAAGAAUGUGCAUUGGAAGAUUUAAUGGAUUCGACAGAGGAGAGUUAUGCCAAAUUGGCCAGGUAUUGCCACAACAUGGUGAGAACUAAUUCUGACUCAACGUUUUUUAUUGAAACCGAUGGGCAGAAUCGCUUCAAAGCUAGUUAUGAAGGAAAGUUGAUUAUUGCUACUUGUCAAGAUGCCAAUAUCCAAAUUUACCGUCUUGCAUUUGGCAUUGUCGAUGGAGAGAAUGAUCUAGCAAUGCGUUGGUUCUUCACGAAGUUGAGAGAAGUAAUUGGGAACAUCGAGAACUUUGCAUUUGUGACUGAUCGGGGGCAGUCAAUAAUAAAUGGUAUAGCCGAAGUUUUUUCAGAAGCACAUUAUGGUUAUUGCAUGUACCACAUUCAGGGCAAUCUGAAGACUAGGUACCGGGGCAGUGGCAUCGUUGCAUUGUUUAGGAGAGCUGCAGAAGCUUACAGCUUUGAAGAGUUUACAAAGUUCAUGGGCGAAAUAGAACAUAAAUCAGAAAGUGCAUGGGAAUAUCUAUUAGAAAUGGGGGUCGAACAUUGGGCACGGUCACAUUUUUCAGGACGUCGAUACAAUAUGAUGACGUCGAAUAAUGCAGAGUCGCUGAAUGCAUUAUUCAAGAAGGAUCGAGAGUUACCGAUUCUCGCAAUGAUAGAACAUAUUCGCAGCAAGUUGCAACAGUGGUUUUAUGACCGACGUGAAGAAUCCCAAAAUUGCACGAGUGUGCUAGCUCCGGCACAGGAAGAUCCACUAUUCAAAACUCUGGAAGUGGCAAAAGCUCUAUUUGUGGAACCACUAGAUCAAUUUCACUUCUCCGUGAGAUGCGGGCGCAAUGUUGGAUACAUUGUAGACUUGAAUGACAAUACCUGCACGUGCAGAAAAUUUCAAUUGGAAAGUUUUCCAUGUGCACAUGUUUUAGUGGCUAUGUAUAGAGGAUUUCCACCACACAGCUUGUGCACACUUAAUAAUUUGUUGCCACCUGAAGUUCCACCGCGUACUCCUGGUCGUAGACGGACGUCUAGAAUACCAUCUACAGGAGAGUUUCCACAACCGCGUAAGUGCGAGAGGUGCGGCGCUAAAGGACAUACACGUCGAUUUUGUACAAGCCAGAUCCCACUAAACAAUGACUCGACGGAUGUGUAG